CAUCACACCAUCUAAUCUUUGCUUUCUGCUCUGCCUUUUUAGUUGAAGAAAAGAAGAAUGUAUUCUUACAUGGGGAUGGGGAUGGGGUCAGACCCGAUGGAGCGGUUGGUGAAGCUGGCGUCGGAGAGCGCGGUAGUGAUAUUCAGUGUGAGCAGCUGCUGCAUGUGCCACGCUGUGAAGAGGCUGUUCUGCGGAAUGGGAGUGAACCCAGCGGUGUACGAGCUGGACCAGGACCCCAGAGGGAAAGAGUUGGAAAGAGCUCUGAUGAGGCUGCUUGGCAACUCACAAGCUGUUCCUGUUGUUUUCAUCGGAGGGAAGCUGAUAGGUUCCAUGGACCGAGUCAUGGCAUCCCAUAUUAAUGGAACCCUGGUACCACUUCUCAAGGAGGCGGGAGCCCUUUGGCUCUAAUUCUCUUCAAAAUAAUUAAUUAUAUGACUUGGAUGCAUAGUGCGAACAAGAGGCGCCGGAG
Molecule: messenger RNA, 469 nt
Organism: Gossypium arboreum
Lineage: Eukaryota; Viridiplantae; Streptophyta; Magnoliopsida; Malvales; Malvaceae
Product: glutaredoxin-C5-like
Exons: 1
Coding region: 58-408 (116 amino acids)
Source: RefSeq, a predicted model, not a curated record